Molecule: messenger RNA, 648 nt
Organism: Penicillium canariense
Lineage: Eukaryota; Fungi; Ascomycota; Eurotiomycetes; Eurotiales; Aspergillaceae
Product: flavin-dependent quinone reductase
Exons: 1
Coding region: 1-648 (215 amino acids)
Cellular component (GO): cytosol
Molecular function (GO): oxidoreductase activity; FMN binding
Source: RefSeq, a predicted model, not a curated record
AUGGCCACUGCAAACCAAACCUCGAUCGGAGUCGGCCUGAUCGUCUGCAGCACCAGAAAGCCUCGUGCCUGUCCACAGAUUGCACAGUUUGUUCUUGACACAAUUCAAUCCAUGGAAACCAAUGCCGCCAACACUGUGCCUGUCCCCCAAUUGAUCGACCUGGCGGAAUGGAACCUCCCAAUGUUCGACGAAUCUGAUAUCCCAUCGCAAAUCAAGGAUUCAUCGCAAUAUGAUCACCCUCACACCCGCGAGUGGAGCAAGGAAGUCCAACGCUACAAUGCUUUCAUCUUCGUGGUUCCUCAGUAUAACUGGGGCUAUCCUGCUGUGAUCAAAAAUGCCAUCGACUAUCUCUAUCAUGAGUGGAACGGAAAGCCGGCCAUUGUCGUCAGCUAUGGAGGCCACGGAGGUGGUAAAUGCAACAAGCAGUUGAGAGAGGUACUGCAGGGUGUUCGGAUGAGCCCGAUCUCGAGUAACGUCGAAUUGACUUUUCCGUGGCGGGAUGUGCUGGUGAAGGCAGCAAGGGGCCAAGAUAUCGGUUUCGCGGCUAGUACCGGGCCAGGUUUUUGGGAAGACGAGAGAAAGAUUAUUGCAGACGCUUAUAUGGAACUGUUGCAGGUUUUGUCUCACGGUGUGUGUCCUAAUGUUUAG